Motacilla alba alba is the source of this 1556-nucleotide messenger RNA. It is a transcript of the gene TONSL, whose product is annotated as tonsoku like, DNA repair protein. Gene Ontology annotation, molecular function: protein binding. The coding region runs from base 24 to 1556 and encodes 510 amino acids. The record is from RefSeq and is a predicted model, not a curated record. The transcript is spliced from 14 exons. NCBI's taxonomy places the organism in Eukaryota, Metazoa, Chordata, Aves, Passeriformes, Motacillidae.
CGUGUUCUCGGCGAGCGGCGGGAAUGGCGGACGAGCUGAGCGCUGAGGCGGCGCGGGAGAUCCGCCAGCUGCAGAAAUCCAAGGAGAAGUCGCGGCGGGUCGGGAACGCCGCCGAGGAAGCGGCCGCCUGCAACCGCCUGGGAGAGAUCCUGGCUGCCCACGGGCGUUUCCGGGAGGCGCUGGAGCAGCACCGGGAGGAGCUGCGGCUGCUGGAGGGCGCCGGCGACGCGCUGGGCUGCGCCGUGGCGCACCGCAAGGUGGGCGAGCGCCUGGCCGAGCUGCAGAGCUUCCCACAGGCCCUGCAGCACCAGCUGCAGCACCUGUUCCUGGCCCGGCAGCUCGGUGACCCCGCGGAGCAGCAGCGCGCCUGGGCCACCAUCGGCCGCACCUUCCUCUUCAUGGCCGAGGGCCCCGAGCCUCCCGACGUUCCCGAGCUCCCGGAAUUCCCGGAAUUCCCGCAGAUCCCCGAGGGAUCCCUGGAGGCCGAGGACGCCGCGGAGAAUUCGGGAAGCGAGGGAAAUUCGGGAAUUUUGGGGGCUCCGGCCGCGCUGCGCCGGGCGCUGCAGGCCUUCCACAACAGCCUCAGCGUGCUGGACACGCAGCUGGAAGGCGUGCUCCCAUGCCGGGAGCUGGCCCGCGUGCUCCCGUGCCGUGAGCUGUCCCGCAUGCGCAGCCGGCUGCUGCUGAACCUGGCGCUGGUGCAGGAGUCGCUGGGGAACCACGGGCGCUGCUCCCGCCUGCUGCGCCGCAGCGCCCUGCUGGCCGAAGAAUGCCAUUCCCUGGAGGAUCAGUUCCGCGCCCAUUUCAACCUGGGGCUGCUGCAGCAGCGCGGGGCCCAACUCCCCGACGCCCUGCGGAGCCUCGGCCGCGCCCGCGACUGCGCCCGCGGCCUCGGCGAGCCCCGGCUGCACGGAGAGGCCGAGGCCGCCCUGGCGCAGGUGCUGCUGGCGCUGGGGGACCUGCGGGGCGCUGGGCGGGCGCUGCGCCGGGCGCUGGCCCUCGGCAACCCCGGCACCGCCGACGGCAACCGCGGCCCCGGCAGCCGACGGCACGCGCGGCGGGUGUGCCGCUGCCUGGCGCUGCUGUCCCGCGCUGACCCCGCUGUCCCCUCGCUGUCCCUGUCACUCUGCGAGCGCCUCGGGGACAGCCUGGCGCGGCUCGGCCACUUCCAGCGGGCGGCCGACUUCUACCAGAGACAGCUGUCGCUGGCCGAGUCGCUGGGGCUGCCGGCCCGGGAGCUGGCCGUCAUCCACGUCUCGCUGGGCACCACCUUCCGCGACCUGGGGCUGCACCGGCGCGCGCUGCGGCACUUCCAGAGCGAGCUGGAGCUGCGCAAGGGGGAGCCGCUGGAGGAGUGCCGCACGUGGCUGAACGUGGCGCUGGCUCUGGAGGACUCGGGCUCGGCGCCGUCUCAGCUCCUGCCCGCACUGCACAGCGCCCUGAGCUGCGCCCGCAGCGCCGGAGACGCCCGCCUGCAGGUGUCGGCGCUGAAGGGGCAGGAGGUGCGCGUGUCGGCGCUGAAGGGGCAGGAGGUGCGCGUGCGGUGUCGGCGCUGA